Molecule: messenger RNA, 2829 nt
Organism: Ictalurus punctatus (channel catfish)
Lineage: Eukaryota; Metazoa; Chordata; Actinopteri; Siluriformes; Ictaluridae
Gene: adipor1b
Product: adiponectin receptor 1b
Exons: 8
Coding region: 478-1629 (383 amino acids)
Biological process (GO): adiponectin-activated signaling pathway
Cellular component (GO): plasma membrane
Molecular function (GO): signaling receptor activity
Source: RefSeq, a predicted model, not a curated record
UCUGGCAACCCUGCAGACUGACUAUUCCCGGAAGAACGUCUCUCGGUAGGCCAGCUAGGCUAGUUAAUCAUUACUGUCUUAUAGUCAGGCUUAUAAUAAAGCAUACCGGACCUGGUUAAACACCACAUGCAGACAAAAAGAAGACAUUCGUGUUUUAGAGCUCUAGAUCCGACCUCGCCAGUAAAGUUUGAUUGAUUUGGAGCACAGAGAGAUCAUCUGGUUUAAUAAUUGUUAGCUUGCGUAGCUUAACGAGGAGUUAGCACUAUAGCCUGCUAACUGGCCAUCUUGUCUUUUUUGCCUGCACUAGUUGACUUAAAGCUUAAAUAAAUCCUGCCGCGACUAUCAGGAACCCUGAACAGGAUUGCUUCGCUGUUACGCCGGUUCUCCAUUAAAGGAUCUGUGGAUAGGAUCACAGGACUUUGAUCUUUGGCUGUGGGGUAAGGUGGGGCCUUUGGGGAGCUUUAGGUUUGUCUUCCCAUGACAACGCAACACCAUGGCAGCAACGGCUCCAGCAGCGAUGCCGAGUGCCGGGUCUCAGAGGACGAGAAGAAUGUGGAGGAUAUGGAGCUCACUGAGCUCGGACCGCUGCUGAACAGUCCAGAAGCCUCGACUAAACCCAGAGGUGCAGCAGCUUACCCGAGUGAGGAGGAGGAGGAGGAGGUGGAAGAUAACAAUGACGAGGAGGAUGACUUGCGCAUGGUCACAUUGCCUUUGCAGGCUCACCAUGCCAUGGAGAAAAUGGAAGAGUUUGUACACAAGGUAUGGGAAGGGCGCUGGCGAGUGAUUCCUUUCCACUUGCUUCCGGACUGGCUAAAGGAUAAUGACUACCUACUUCACGGUCACCGGCCACCCAUGCCAUCUUUCCGAGCCUGCUUUGGAAGCAUCUUCAGGAUCCAUACAGAAACGGGGAACAUCUGGACACAUUUACUGGGUCUGAUCCUGUUUCUGUGUCUGGGCACUCUGACCAUGCUGCGGCCAAAUGUGUCGUUCAUGGCUCCUCUGCAGGAGAAAGUGGUGCUAGGGAUGUUUUUCCUGGGUGCUGUGCUCUGUCUCUGCUUCUCCUGGCUCUUCCACACUGUCUACUGUCACUCAGAGAAAGUGUCCAGAACAUUCUCUAAGUUGGAUUACUCCGGUAUAGCUCUGCUGAUAAUGGGCUCAUUUGUGCCGUGGCUCUACUACUCGUUUUACUGCUCUCCGCAGCCACGCCUCAUAUACCUCUCUGUGGUGUGUGUGCUGGGCAUCUCCGCCAUCAUUGUGGCACAGUGGGAUCGCUUCGCCACUCCACGCCACAGACCUACACGUGCAGGUGUAUUCCUUGGCCUUGGACUAAGUGGCAUCAUUCCCACAAUGCACUUCACCAUCGCUGAGGGCUUUGUGAAGGCAACAACAGUGGGCCAAAUGGGCUGGUUUAUCCUAAUGGGCGCCAUGUACAUCACUGGAGCUGGUCUGUAUGCAGCACGCAUCCCUGAACGCUUCUUUCCUGGGAAAUGCGAUAUCUGGUUCCAGUCUCAUCAAAUUUUCCACGUGUUGGUGGUGGCUGCAGCAUUUAUUCACUUCUACGGCAUCUCCAACCUGCAGGAGUUCCGCCACGGCCUGGGAGGAGGCUGUACAGAUGACUCCCUCCUCUAAGCAACACCAUCCUUCUCUCCGCUUGCUUUCCACUCAUCACGUCAGCACUGAACUGAUGAGGGUUUUUGAACAUUUCUAGAUCAGUUGUGUUUGGAAAGAGCUAUUGUACUCCACUGCCUACCCUGCGCUCACUGAUCAAGAACUGUCCUAAGAUUGUUCUCUAUAUUUUAAAAGGUUUAUACAAUCAUCAAUGUGUUUUAUUGUUGUAAUACUUGAAGACAUAAUAAGUAAAGAUUACUACUCAGUUAAUGGAAUACUCCAGUGGUUUUCAACCUUAAUCUCUGUUGACUGGCAUCUGUAGCAUAUGUGUGAUUACCACAGGCAGGAAUCGCAACAUGUUUCCCUGUAGUGAGAAACUUGUUUACUUAAUGUCAUAAUGUUACAGCAACCUUAAGCGCUAUAUAAAUGAAAAGCAUUUUUAAGUCUUGGAGCAGUUGUACAGUACAACAAUAAAUGUGUAAAUUGCAUGACUAUAUAUAUAUAGAGAUAUCGUACAUUCAAAACUACUGCUGUUACAUUCUUCAUAAUAAAGGUCUUAGGAUGAGACAGAUGUGGGAGAAUGACUUCUCAACUUGCUUAUGCUUUCACGGUUUCUCUUUCAUGGUUUUGUGGUAUAAAUGCCAAAAGGGAACUGGGGCAGUUGUGUUUCUGCCUAUGUUGGUAAAGUAAUACCACAAAUUUUCCCUUCUGUUCUGCAGAAAUACAUUUUUGGCAACUGCCCGAGACUUCCAUUAUAUGUGAGUUUAAAGCAAAAAAAUUUUUUUCCCAUUCUUUUCUCAAUACAGGGAAAUGUAUAUUCUUGUUUAUGGUUAUUACGCAAAACUACAUAUAUGGUAGAUGAGUAUUUGGUUGAAAAAACAUGGACAGUUUGUUUAUGCAUUUGUUCACAAUUCAGUUUUCAAGGCACUGUCACACUGCUAGGGGGAAAAUUAUAUCUCGAGAGGCAUUUAGUCAUAGACCACUGGGAGUUGUGUGAACAGUGCUACUUCUUCCUGUCUUGUUCAGUCUAUACACACUGUUGGAUAAAUAUGCUCGGGGUCUGAGAGCAGUAGCUAUGUCUUUUGGGGCGGUGCAGGUAUCUAGAACUAUGAGAACAGGUAUAAAAUAUUAACGUCUUUCAUCUGCUGUAAAUGUUUUCAUAUAAUAAUCUGUAGAGUUUGUGACAUAAUGGAAUUUUCCUAGAUAAAUUUUUAAAUGUUA